CCGUUUGCAGAGGCCAGACAACUUCUCUGUGCCUAUUGUGCAUUUGAAAUGCAAUUUUUUAUACAAGAAAAAAACUGUAAGUCGUCGACAAAUACCAUUACGUUUGUGUUUUGCUUUGACAGUUCAUAAAGCGCAGGGGCAGACACUUGAUGGGGCAAUCAUAUCGAUGGAUGGUAAGAGACGCACAGUUGAAAAUGGUCUUUUUUAUGUUGCGAUAACCAGAAUAAGAUCAAGCAAUCAUUUGCACUUAAAGAAUUUCAACGAAAGUUACAUCAGAAUCAGUGCACAAGUGUCACAAGAAAUGAAAAGACUUCGGAGCAAACUAUAUGAUUAUUGUGAAACACCAUUACGAAUAAAGACACACAAAAAAGAAAUUUCAAUUUCAUACUUGAAUAUCUCAUCUCUUAGAAAACACAUUAAUGAUUUGAAAUCUGACUUCAAUUUAUUAGAUUCAACAGUUCUAUGCAUUGCAGAAACCUGGCUUAGGCCAUCGGAUUCUGGUCCAAAUUACUACUUGGAAAAUUUCAACAUCUUAGAAAGACUUGAUGGACUUAUUCAGACAAAUGGAAAGGGAUUGCUUCUUUAUUCAAAAAGUAAUAUCAGAUAUUCAAUAUACAACUCUGGAAAUGACGAAAUUCAGUGGAUCAUGGCCAAUAUAGAUGAUCUAAUUUGCUGUUUCGUAUAUUUCCCACCAGGAACUGCUUUGUAUAUGAUGUCUGAUUUGUUCUUAUCAUGGUUCAAUUCUCAAACAGUACCGGAUUUAAUCAUUGGUGAUUUCAACAAGUCAACUGCAGAAAUGGAAGUGUUAUCAUCAAAAUACUCCUUGCUGUGUUUGACAGAAAGCAAGACUACUAGAGGUUCAAGGGAUAUCGAUCACAUUUUCUGGAAGAAAUCUGAUCACAUGUCAGUAUCUGCACAAGUUUACAAUGUGUUCUACUCUGAUCAUGAUGCAGUUUCAGUGCGUGUGGAAAAAAGGGAAAACUCAAUGCUUCUUUGCAAUGUGGAACUACCAACAGAUGUGAUAAUUUGAUAGCUGCUGAGCGUGAAACCAUUCCUACAAUUGUGAGCUGAUGUGAAGAACCCCACCACCAAACAUUUAAGCUUGAAAUUCUCAUUAGAGUUAGCUCGUCAAGUGCAAUAUUUUUCAUGUUAUAUGUGUGAGAGCUAUUAUUGACAUAUUCUAAUAAGUGGGAGUGGAGAAUGUACUAGCAUUGUCAAUGUCUGAU
This is a messenger RNA of Styela clava, 1226 nucleotides long. The record is from RefSeq and is a predicted model, not a curated record. NCBI's taxonomy places the organism in Eukaryota, Metazoa, Chordata, Ascidiacea, Stolidobranchia, Styelidae.